AACUCUGGUUAGUCUCAUGCUAUAAAAGAGCAGGAUUAUUACAGAAACUUAGAACACGCAUACCGGAAUUGUAUUGCAGAACAUCUUAAGAAAGGGGAAAAUGGCGAAGGACGCUUAUGAUGAAGCCAUUGCAGGCCUUCAGAAGCUUCUCAGCGAAAAGGAUGAACUGAAGGAGGCGGCGGCGGCUAAGGUGAAGCAAUUGACGGCGGAUUUGGCCGGCAAGGCGGAGGCGGCGGCGGCUAAGGUGAAGGAAUUAGCGGGCGGAGCCGUCAAGCCCGCCGCUGAAAUAUCCGACCCGGUUGAGAGGAUCCGAUCCGGAUUCGAGUAUUUCAAGAAAAACAAAUACGAGAAGGAUACAGAGCUCUAUGGAAAGCUCGCAAAAGGACAAAGCCCAAAGUUUUUGGUGUUUGCAUGCUCUGAUUCCCGAGUAUGCCCUUCCCAUGUUCUCAACUUCCAACCAGGGGAGGCGUUUGUGGUUAGAGAUAUUGCCAGCAUGGUUCCACCCUUUGACAAGACCAAGUAUUCGGAAGCAGGGGCGGCCAUUGAAUAUGCAGUACUGCAUCUGAAGGUGGAGAAUAUACUUGUUAUUGGACACAGUUGCUGUGGAGGCAUAAAGGGCCUGAUUUCCAUUCCUGAUGACGGCAGCUUUUCAAGUGAUUUCAUAGAAGAUUGGGUGAGCAUUUGCAAGUCUGCAAAGGACAAGGUGAAAAGUGAGCACAGUCAUUUAGACAUAGGUGAACAGUGCAACUACCUCGAAAAGGAGGCUGUGAAUAUAUCUCUGGAGCACUUGUUGAGUUACCCAUUUGUGAAGCAAGCAGUGGACAGUAAAAAAUUGGCAUUGAGGGGUGGGCACUAUGAUUUUGUAAAAGGUUGUUUCCAGCUUUGGGAUUUGGACUCCAAAGAUUCUCCAAUCACAAUAUGAGGUACGUACAUAUGUUAAAUGUGGUUGUAAAUUGGCUUAAUCCAAGCUACAUACCAAUUUGUUGUUGGGAAUAAGGUAUUGUCACUUGUUUUGGAUCAUGUAAACUUUUUAUUCUGAGUGUUUGAUUUUUAUGUUCUGUGUUAA
This is a messenger RNA of Andrographis paniculata, 1066 nucleotides long. Its product is annotated as carbonic anhydrase 2-like. Gene Ontology annotation, biological process: carbon utilization. The record is from RefSeq and is a predicted model, not a curated record. The transcript is spliced from 9 exons. Lineage: Eukaryota; Viridiplantae; Streptophyta; Magnoliopsida; Lamiales; Acanthaceae. The coding region runs from base 101 to 922 and encodes 273 amino acids. Gene Ontology annotation, molecular function: zinc ion binding; carbonate dehydratase activity.